Molecule: messenger RNA, 801 nt
Organism: Neoarthrinium moseri
Lineage: Eukaryota; Fungi; Ascomycota; Sordariomycetes; Amphisphaeriales; Apiosporaceae
Exons: 2
Coding region: 1-801 (266 amino acids)
Source: RefSeq, a predicted model, not a curated record
AUGCCUACAGACAAAGACCCGCACGUUCAGGCUACUCCUGAGGGCCAAUCCUCAGGUACUCAGGAGUCCGAUACAGCAAUUGACAAAAUCGACUUCUCAACCUUUAUCAUCCCGACUAACCCGGAAAACGCCAGUGCAGAGGAGUACUGCAGAAGCAUCAGUGGCCUGAGCGCAGAUGACCGGGACUCGCUUGUCCGCGCCAUUUUCUGGAUGAACAGACACGUUUCUGGCUUUUAUCCCUUCCUUACCGACACGGCACACGAUUCUACACUUGUUCAAAAGCGAUUCAAUAGUUUAAACGUCGUGUUGCGCCAAUUAUAUAUGGACAAGCAUUUCACGGAUGACUUUCCAGCAGAGAGCGCGAUAAGGGAAUUCAUAGAGUCACGGGCUACCGAUGUAGGUUAUUGGCAUGCCUGCGAAUGGGUCAGACUCACGUGUGGUCGUUUGGUCAGUAAGAAGUUGAUCAAAGAGGAUGAUUGGGAUUUUCUUGAAGAUAAAAUAAUUCAGCAAGGCAAGGCGUACGAGGGUGGCCGGCCGUUACACCUGCUGGGCCCGGUGGGGCGUGAACGGAUGAUUGAUAGUGGCAAGAAAGCACUCCUUAAAAUUCACCAGACCAGGAAGAGCGCCAAAACUCAAGCAGUCGCAAUGAAGGAUACUAGAGACCGGUUUUUUGAGGAGCUAGAAUCUCCCGAUCAGCUUGAAUGGACAUAUCGGCAAGAAAGAAGUGCAAUCCUGUAUACUUUCGAUCAGCUCAAGUCUGAUCUCAAGCUUGGAAUACCACUUCUAGAAGAGCAGAAAUGA